AUGGUUGUCACCUCAAAGAGAAGCACUACAAAAGCUACUAGUUUUAACCAACGUGAUGAUUCAUCCUCAGUUGCAUUAGUCCAUGUUGAGCAACCUCAAGCUCUUUCUGCUGUUGCGCCCAUUGUAUCUUCUUAUAAUGAGAAGAUACGUCCGGUUCUCGACGCUCUUGAAAAUCUAAGGCGUCUCAACGUCGCCAAAGAAGGAAUUCAGCUUCCAACCAUUGUUGUUGUUGGAGAUCAGUCCUCUGGAAAGUCCAGUGUCCUUGAAUCUUUGGCUGGUAUCAGCUUGCCGCGUGGACAAGGAAUUUGCACAAGGGUGCCAUUGGUGAUGAGGCUGCAGAAUCAUCCAGUUCCACAUCCGGAACUCUUGCUAGAGUUCAAUGGAAAAACAGUUUUCACAGACGAAGCAAAUGUUUCUGAUGCGAUCAACCUAGCUACUGAAGAGAUUGCUGGUUCUGCUAAAGGGAUUUCAAACACUCCUUUGACUUUGGUUGUGAAGAAGAAUGGUGUUCCUGAUCUUACCAUGGUUGAUCUUCCAGGUAUAACUCGUGUUCCUGUUCAUGGCCAACCUGAUAAUAUUUAUGAUCAGAUUAAGGAUAUUAUCAUGGAGUAUAUAACUCCUGAAGAAAGUAUUAUCUUGAAUGUACUUUCUGCAACGGUCGAUUUUACUACUUGCGAGUCUAUUAGGAUGUCGCAAACCGUUGAUAGAACUGGUUUGAGGACACUUGCUGUUGUCACAAAAGCCGAUAAAUCACCUGAAGGUUUGUUGGAGAAAGUUACUGCUGAUGACGUUAACAUAGGCUUGGGUUAUGUUUGCGUAAGGAAUCGAAUUGGCGAGGAGUCUUAUGAAGAAGCCAGAGAUGAAGAACAGAAGCUGUUUGAGUCUCACUCACUUCUUUCAAAAAUUGACAAAUCCAUUGUUGGUAUUCCUGUUUUGGCUCAGAAGCUUGUUCAAGUUCAGGCUAUGAUAAUUUCGAAAACUUUGCCUGAGAUUAUUAAGAAAAUUAAUGAGAAGCUUGCUUCUAAUGCUACUGAGUUAGAGAAUUUGCCUGCUAACUUAUCUUCUGUUGCUGAUGCUAUGACUGCUUUCAUGCAUAUCCUUGGUUUGACUAGAGAUUCUCUCAAAAAGAUUCUUCUCACUGGUGAUUUUGAGGAAUACCCUGAGGACAACCACAUGCAUUGCACUGCUCGGUUAGUCGAGAUGCUUAAUUUAUAUGCUAAUGAUCUUGAAAACUGUGAUGAAAGUGAUGCUAAAAAGAAUUUUCUGAUGGAAGAGAUAAAGGUUUUGGAAGAGGCCAAGUGGAUUGGUCUCCCAAAUUUUAUGCCAAGAACUGCUUUUCUAACUAUACUGCAGAGAAAAGUUAAGGGCAUUUCUUAUAUGCCGAUUAACUUCGUCGAUAAUGUUUGGGACUAUCUUGAAUCUGUAGUGAUUUCAGUAUUAAAUAAUCAUUCUUCAAGCUAUUAUCAGCUUCAAGUUUCCACCCGUAGAGCAGGCGAGAAACUGAUUGCUAAGAAGAAGAAGAAUUCAAUCCAACACGUGCUGGAAGCUGUGGAGAUGGAGAAGCUGACAGAUUACACUUGUAACCCUGAGUACUUGCUCGAGUACGGCAGGCUGGUAGCUCAACAAGAAUCAUUUAUCAAGGAAGUUCUGAACACUGAACCAAAGCCUACUCAUGUUAAGCUUGAAGGGGUUGGUGAGAUUGAUGUUGUGAACCUGAGGAACUAUCCUCAUGUGCUAAGUCAGGCUUUUGAUUUGAAGGCUAGGAUGAUUGCGUAUUGGAAGAUUGUUUUGAGGAGGCUGAUUGAUAGUAUUGCUUUGCAUUUGAUGUUAAGCAUCAAUGAACUGAUUAACAAUGAUUUGCAGAAGGAGAUUUGUAAUGAUCUUUUGUCUUCAAAUGGUGGUGGAAUUGAGAGGCUCCUUGAAGAGUCUCCGUCUAUUUCUGGUAAGAGAGAGAAGCUGAGCAGGAGUGUUAAAGUUCUUAGAGAAAGUAAGGAGACUGUUACAAGAAUUAUGGACAGGAUUGGAAUCUAUGAUUAG
This is a messenger RNA of Vicia faba (fava bean), 2037 nucleotides long. NCBI's taxonomy places the organism in Eukaryota, Viridiplantae, Streptophyta, Magnoliopsida, Fabales, Fabaceae. The record is from the annotation of a GenBank genome assembly.